Ooceraea biroi (clonal raider ant) is the source of this 1057-nucleotide messenger RNA. RefSeq names its product RNA exonuclease 4. Gene Ontology annotation, cellular component: nucleus. Gene Ontology annotation, molecular function: 3'-5' exonuclease activity; nucleic acid binding. Gene Ontology annotation, biological process: rRNA processing. The record is from RefSeq and is a predicted model, not a curated record. NCBI's taxonomy places the organism in Eukaryota, Metazoa, Arthropoda, Insecta, Hymenoptera, Formicidae.
UGUUUCGUCGUUUGGAUGCUGAUUCGAAUGGACAGCGUACCAAGUAAUACAAAACGGAAAAAGAAGAGGAGCAAAACGGAACAGUUUGUUCCGAGCACCGAACGCAAGGCAUCCGGCUGCAACUGGGAGAUGUACAAGAAUCUAUUUUCCGAAUCAAAGCCAAACAAACAGCAAACAGAAAAGAAUACUCCACAGCACAGGCAUCCGAAACCCAAAAGAAUAUAUACCACUCCGUUGCAUAGAGAUCCGGUAGAGGAGAAAAGCAGCCAUGACGUUGUCAAGAACAAGGAGAACAAGACUCUCACCAAGCAGAUUGCCAUGGACUGCGAAAUGGUUGGAAUCGGCGAUGGCGUGGAGAGCAUGGUGGCUCGAGUGUCGAUAGUCAAUAAGCACGGUGACUGCAUAUACGACAAGUACGUCAAGCCGCGGGAGAACGUCGUGGACUAUAGGACGGCGGUGAGCGGCAUCCGGCCGGAGCAGCUGAAGACCGGAGAGGACUUCAGCGUUGUACAGGUGGAAGUCGCGGAGAUCUUGAAGGGCCGCAUCCUGGUGGGACACGCCCUCAAGCACGACCUCACCGUGCUGUACUUGUCGCACCCGCGAAGAUACUGGCGAGAUACCUCGAGGUACAAGCCCUUCCGUCAAAUAUCAAAGGGCAACACGCCCAGUCUGAAGAGACUCGCGCAGGAAUUGUUGGGUAGGGAGAUACAGGUGGGCGAGCACAGUUCCGUCGAGGACGCGAGGACGGCGAUGCAGUUGUACAUGUUGUACAGAAAUAAAUGGGAAUCGUAGAGACGAGAGGAGGAUGUUGGCCAGGCAUAUUCGUAUGCUACUGUGUUCAUAGAAACGACGUUCGUUGUACACAAAGUCUCACCGGAUCCCGUCAAAUCUUUGAAGUUACAUGAUGAAAAUUCCUUUAUUUAAAUUUGUUUGGUAGAUCUUUACGUUACUUGCGCGACCAAUUAAACUAUAUUUUUGAAUUAGCUAUAGACAUAUGAUCUCUGAUCAAUUGUAAUAAUAAAUUGCAUUUUAAGGAAUAAAAUCGCGGAAAGAAUUA